GAGAGGUGUUGAAAUGGCCUUGAGAAAGGUCUGUAUUUAUACCCUGCCACAGGCGUCCUGUGUUGUGACAUGGUGUUCCAUGUAGAGGACAAAGAGAGGAACCAGGAAACAGAGUCCAAAUGGAACCACACUGUGAUGCAGACUCUCACUCUCUUCCUCUUUCUUCAUCACUCUGACCCCUUCCACUCACAACUCUCUGACAUCAUAGCCAACGAAGAGAUGUUCGAGAAACACUUAGACCAGGUCCUCUGGCACAACAGUGAAAGAGUGACAUCAUCACUGCAAUCUCUACUUGAAAAGACACUCAAAUCUUAUCAGAAGAAAUGCUUGAAUCAGGGAAAGAUGCAGUCAGCACUGUCUGUGAUACUCAGCUCCCUUACCAGUGUGGUUAACAGUAGUAGCAGUGUUGAAUUCCGGACUGCUUGCUUGGACAAUAUGAAGGUACAGGACACUCAUCAGCUGUCCACGUCUCUUGAGCGAUCGCUUCACAACAUCACAGGAAGUCGGGUUCUUCCACUUCACAGGUGCGGCCCUAAGAAGCCUGAGAUUGGAGGUGGGCAUGGCUCUGCAGUCCAGAGACCAGAGGAGCAGGAGGAAACCUGUGUGCAGGAGGUGGGGGAGACUGACUAUCACGCUGAACUUGUGUCCUGCACCGCUAAGAGACAGGGGACAGCGCCCUCUGCUGAUGAAUCACCCUUUCUACAAGCAGAGACCCACAGAGGUGACCCAGCUACAAGAAAACCUGCUUUCCUCCUCACCCGUUUCCCAGAGCCAGCUGUGUGUAAGGAACACGCCAUCGGUAACACUCACCACAAGCAUCUCUAA
Messenger RNA from Clupea harengus (Atlantic herring), 825 nucleotides. RefSeq lists its product as uncharacterized. The transcript is spliced from 6 exons. The record is from RefSeq and is a predicted model, not a curated record. Gene Ontology annotation, biological process: meiotic DNA double-strand break formation. Bases 70 to 825 code for a protein of 251 amino acids. NCBI's taxonomy places the organism in Eukaryota, Metazoa, Chordata, Actinopteri, Clupeiformes, Clupeidae.